Molecule: messenger RNA, 501 nt
Organism: Daphnia magna
Lineage: Eukaryota; Metazoa; Arthropoda; Branchiopoda; Diplostraca; Daphniidae
Product: protein translocase subunit SecD-like
Exons: 1
Source: RefSeq, a predicted model, not a curated record
AUGCGCGACUUCCUCCCAGCCCAUCGCCGUUCAUUCGCCGCCGAUUGGCAGAAAGAUGCUGACGUCCGUUAAAAAAGGGCAAGACGCGCGAAGGAGCUGAGGACAGAACAUUUCAAUCACCGAGCACAUCCUUUGCCGCCUCUCCAGGUCGGCAAUGCAAUUCUAAUCCAGCACCCGAUCUCGAAAUGCUGGUCAACACCCGGCAUCAUUGUCGAAGUCGGACCGAACCGUGACUAUCUAGUCAAAACUCCAGCUGGACGUGUGUUCCGGCGAAACCGGCGAUUUCUACGUCGUCGAGUUCCAGUGAUGCCUGCAGCCGUAGUGCCACCAACCGCACCCGCACCCCCAGCCCCUCCGGCAAUCCCUGGACAAGCGGUCGCUCCGUGUCCGGCAUUGGAUCCAGCUCCGGUUGACCAAGGUGGAGAGGAUCCUCCUCCACAACGUUCAGUGCGGGCCCCGAAGCCAUCAUCUUCGUAUCCUCCCCAUACAUGGUCGAAAUAA